Messenger RNA from Nematocida homosporus, 720 nucleotides. RefSeq lists its product as uncharacterized. NCBI's taxonomy places the organism in Eukaryota, Fungi, Microsporidia. The coding region runs from base 1 to 720 and encodes 239 amino acids. The record is from RefSeq and is a predicted model, not a curated record. The transcript has a single exon.
AUGAAGUUUACCCUGUUGCUUGUUAUUGUGGCUAUACUAUUUACAUAUCUUGCUCACGCCGGAGUUUGUCCGGAAAGUAAAUAUCCUUCGCCCCAGAAUCAGACCGACAACCGUCCUGCCGUUCCAAAUAACGGGACAGCCCAGCCACAGACUCCAGAUUCUAAUCCAAACAGCAACCCGCCUCCCGCUGCUGUUGCCAGUACUUGUCUUGAUCUUGAUAAAUCUGAUGAAUCUUUUAUUCAAUCAAAACAGACAAACCAGUAUCUCGCUGCUUGUGAAAAAUGCGCCACGUCUACGCAUAGUGUUAUGGCUAUGAUAUUCGCCAACCGUGGCGACGAACCUGCCCGUUGGAGAUUUGAAAGUAUUGGGGGGAAAUGUGCCAUUAAAAAUCUCCACUACAAUAUGUAUCUCAGCAAUUGUCCUGAUUGUAUAUCUGGCAGUGGCAGUGGCUUUGGCUUGCCUGCAGUUGCUCUUUACAAAACCUCCGUGGACAAAAGCUCACUUGAUGAACUUUGGGAAGUUAUACGGGAUGAUCAAGGACAUUUCACUUUCCGAGUUGCCUCUUCGGGGCAGUACUUAUCUCUCUGUCAGGGAUGCUUCCCCGGCAAAAACACUAUGCGAACACAAGCAACCCUUCAAACAAGACCGUCUGGUACCUCUUCUGCGCCCUCAUAUAUGCUUUGGGAUGUAGUUACUUCUACAGCCGCGCCUGCUGCCUAA